AUGAAGAUCAAUUUAUUAGAAAAGAAUGUUGCACCAAAUUUUGAGUUGGCUGCUAUUGUUGUGAGAGAACAUAUUCCAUUUGAUUGUGUUGAUAAAGUGGGAGGUUGGGGUUUGAAAUUUCUUAAUACAUUGCGUUGUGAAUGUUAUGAUAGAGAAAAUGAUGAAGAUUACUCGAGUGGAAAUCGCAUCAGUGUAAUAAUUCCAACGGGGAUUCAUGGUGGACCAAAAAGUAGAAAUGGUGGGCCAUCUAGUCUUAUAGAUAGAUGGAAAUAUGGUGGAUGUUAUGAUUGUGGAGGUUGGGAUGAUGGAUGUCCUUUGACUGUGUUUCAGACAAAAUAUAGCAAUACUGAAGAUUCAAGCAAUUCAAGCUUCACCUUGAGCAUGAGGAAUAUCAACGAUGGUUUAUAUCAUGGUUAUUUUGCACCUCCUUUGUCUGCACUGCAAUCUUUUUCCAUUGCCUUGGCCAUUACUCAUUGGUGGAAUCAUUCUAUUCGGCCUGUUACUGCAAAGAAGCUGGGAUAA
Lathyrus oleraceus (garden pea) is the source of this 522-nucleotide messenger RNA. RefSeq lists its product as uncharacterized. The record is from RefSeq and is a predicted model, not a curated record. Bases 1 to 522 code for a protein of 173 amino acids. The transcript has 2 exons. NCBI's taxonomy places the organism in Eukaryota, Viridiplantae, Streptophyta, Magnoliopsida, Fabales, Fabaceae.